AAUUGUAGCGAGGGAAGCUGUCGGAGUUGAGGAGGAGCUGCGACAAGGUCGACAACAGCAUCCUACGCUGAACAACAGAAACAACCACAGGUGGACGGCCUUUUGUGCUGUGGUUCCGUGCUACAUAACGGAAGAGGAGAUUUUGGGACUUUUUGUCGUAGUAGAAGAAGGAAGAAAGUGCUAUAAAGUUUCCAGCCAGUAGCCGCAUGUUCUGAGGAAGCUAACGAGCUACCCUCCACUGCUGCCGCUCUCCGCUCGGCUGCCCUGCGGUUCCUCUGACCAGGCGGAGCGGCGUGUUCUCCCCUUUAAAUCAGAAGACAGUUAUUAACGGGCGACUCCCAAGAUUCCACCCUUUGUCCAGUUAGAUUUGUGGGUCACAAACAGUUUUUACACACGGGUUCUACGUUCAUUUGUGUUUUUGUGCCAUGUCAGCACCAUCUUCCGCGUCUUCCGCUACGGCGGAGAACGCCGCGACGGAACGUGAUUUUCUAGCCCCAGAUGCGGGCCAGAAGCCGCCGGGUCCGACGCCCAGCCAGAGCCGUUUCCAGGUGGACCUUGUGGCUGAGGCUGCGGGCGCCGCCGAUGAUAAGUCCCCGAGCUCCGACGCUUCCGCCACUGCUCCGGAGGGUCCAGAUUCUGAUCCAGGGGUCAGCAGCGAGGAAGCCAAAGGCCGGUUUCGGGUGGUGAACUUUGCCGAUCCGAGCGGAGCGGGGAGCGCUGCCUCUCCAGAGGCGGCGCCGGCUGAGGGAUUGCAGAACGGGGACACGGUGAUGAGCGAGACCAGUUUGCAUUCAUCCACAGGGGGCCAGCAUCACUAUCACUAUGACACCCACACCAACACCUAUUACCUGAGGACUUUUGGUCACAACACCAUCGAUGCCGUGCCCAACAUCGAUUUCUACCGGCAGACAGCAGCGCCGCUGGGGGAGAAACUCAUCAGACCCACCCUGUCGGAGCUGCAUGACGAGCUGGACAAGGAGCCAUUUGAGGAUGGGUUUGCCAAUGGUGAUGAGCUGACACCGGCUGAGGAGGCUGCUGCUAAGGAAGCAGCCGAUUCCAAAGGAGUGGUUAAGUUUGGAUGGAUUAAGGGAGUGCUGGUCCGCUGUAUGUUGAACAUUUGGGGUGUGAUGCUCUUCAUCCGAAUGUCAUGGAUCGUGGGCCAAGCUGGCAUUGCUCUGUCCUGUUUGAUCGUCGCCAUGGCUACCGUAGUGACGACCAUCACUGGCCUCUCCACCUCAGCCAUCGCCACCAAUGGAUUUGUACGAGGAGGUGGAGCAUAUUACUUGAUUUCUCGAAGUCUGGGGCCAGAGUUUGGAGGUUCUAUUGGUCUGAUCUUUGCCUUUGCCAAUGCAGUGGCUGUCGCCAUGUAUGUGGUGGGCUUUGCUGAAACUGUUGUGGAACUUCUUAAUGGUGUUGAUGCCAUCAUGACAGAUGAAACCAAUGAUAUUCGAAUUAUCGGAACAAUCACAGUCAUCCUUCUCCUGGGCAUCUCUGUGGCAGGAAUGGAAUGGGAGGCAAAGGCCCAGAUCUUCUUGCUUAUUGUCCUCAUUACAGCCAUCAUCAACUACUUCAUUGGAACCUUCAUUUCUGUCAAAUCAAAGGAAUCUGCUGGCUUCCUUGGCUAUGACGGCUCAAUCAUGUGGGAGAACAUGGGUCCGGACUUUCGAGGCGAGACAUUCUUCUCUGUAUUCGCCAUAUUCUUCCCUGCUGCCACCGGUAUUCUAGCUGGAGCCAACAUUUCAGGAGAUCUUGCUGACCCACAAUUGGCCAUUCCCCGAGGAACUCUUCUAGCCAUACUGAUCACAGGAAUAGUCUACCUGGGUGUUGCUGUUUCAACAGGCUCUUGUAUUGUGAGAGACGCUAGUGGAAAUAUGAAUGACACAGUCAGUUCUCAGUUCGCGAUGAACUGCACUGAUGCUGCCUGCAAAUUUGGCUAUGACUUCUCUACCUGCAAGAGUGAAAAAGAUGGCUGCCGCUAUGGGCUUCAUAAUGACUUCCAGGUAAUGAGCCUCGUUUCUGGUUUUGGGCCCAUCAUCACAGCUGGAAUAUUCUCUGCCACUCUGUCUUCAGCUCUGGCCUCUUUAGUCAGUGCACCUAAAGUUUUCCAGGCUUUAUGUAAGGAUAACAUCUACCCAGGGCUGCAAAUGUUCGCCAAAGGCUAUGGCAAGAACAAUGAGCCACUCCGAGGCUACAUCCUAACCUUUGGUAUCGCUUUGGCCUUCAUCCUCAUUGCUGAGCUGAACACAAUCGCCCCCAUCAUCUCCAACUUUUUCUUGGCAUCCUAUGCCUUGAUCAACUUCUCAGUGUUCCACGCCUCACUGGCUAACUCACCAGGGUGGCGCCCCAGCUUCAAAUACUACAACAUGUGGGUUUCCCUUGCUGGAGCCAUACUGUGCUGCGUGGUGAUGUUUGUCAUCAACUGGGCAGCUGCCCUCCUGACCAACGUCAUCGUUCUGGGUCUUUAUAUCUAUGUCAGCUACAAGAAGCCAGAUGUGAACUGGGGCUCAUCAACCCAGGCCCUGACCUACCACCAGGCCCUGACCCACACUCUCCAGCUCAGUGGGGUGGAGGACCACAUCAAGAACUUCAGACCCCAGUGUUUAGUGAUGACUGGUUACCCCAAUUCUCGUCCUGCUCUUCUGGAUCUGGUCCAUAGCUUCACCAAGAACGUAGGACUGAUGAUCUGUGGCCAUAUUCGCACGGGCUACAGACGGCCAAACUUCAAAGAUCUUGCCACAGACCAGGCCCGCUAUCAGCGUUGGCUGCUGAAGAAUGACACCAAGGGCUUCUACACGCCAGUGUUUGCUGAGGACCUGAGACAGGGGUCUCAGUACUUACUCCAGGCUGCUGGUCUCGGUCGCCUCAAGCCAAACACCCUGGUGCUGGGCUUUAAGAACGACUGGAGGGACGGCGACAUGAUGAACGUGGAGACUUACAUCAGUAUGAUCCAUGAUGCCUUCGACUUCCAGUUUGGUGCUGUCAUUCUGCGACUAAAAGAAGGGCUGGAUGUGUCACAUAUUCAAGGACAAGAUGAGUUGCUGUCUUUCCAGGAGAAGACGUCAGGAAUGAAGGAUGUGAUCGUGUCAAUAGACACCAGUAAAGAUUCUGAUGCCGACUCAUCCAAGCCAUCCUCCAAGGCCACCAGCCUCCAGAACAGUCCAGCUAUACAGAAAGAUGACGAUGAUGAUGGCAAAGCUCCAACUCAGCCCCUGUUAAAAAAAGACAAGAAAAGCCCAACAGUACCCCUGAAUGUGUCUGACCAGAGGCUGCUGGAAGCCAGCCAGCAGUUCCAGAAAAAACAGGGGAAAGGAACAGUGGAUGUCUGGUGGCUGUUUGAUGAUGGAGGACUGACCUUGCUGAUCCCAUACCUACUGACCAACAAGAAAAGGUGGAAGGACUGCAAGAUCCGUGUCUUUAUUGGAGGCAAAAUCAACAGGAUUGAUCAUGAUCGCCGAGCAAUGGCCACUCUGCUGAGUAAAUUCAGGAUAGACUUCUCGGACAUCACUGUGCUGGGAGACAUCAAUACCAAGCCCAAAAAGGAGCAUGUGGCAGCCUUUGAGGAGAUGAUUGAGCCAUAUCGCCUGAAAGAAGACGACAUGGAACAAGAGGCGGCUGAGAGGCUGAAGAACAGUGAACCGUGGAGGAUCACCGAUAAUGAGCUGGAGCUGUACCGCGCCAAGACCAAUCGUCAGAUCAGACUCAACGAGCUGCUGAAAGAGCACUCAAGCACGGCCAACCUCAUUGUAAUGAGCCUGCCAUUAGCCAGGAAGGGUGCAGUGUCCAGCGCUCUGUACAUGGCCUGGUUGGAGGCGUUGUCCAAGGACCUGCCGCCCAUACUCCUGGUGCGCGGCAACCACCAGAGUGUCCUCACGUUCUACUCUUAAACGCACACCACCAGAAAGAAAACCCAUGUUUUUAAGUCUUACAUCCACGUUAGCCUCUGGGGGCACAUCCACCUACACAUCCCAGUUCCAGUCCAAACCUAAAGGUGCAGCACAUACACUCCAAAGAUGGUAGAAAACACAGCCACUGAUGGACACCAUGCUGGUAAUACGAGUAAGAAGUGAUAUUGUUUGAGACGUAAUGAAGCGCUACAUGUGAUGAAAGAAUGUCAGGAUUAGGGUGGGAGCUGGUUGCAUGGCUGCCCACUCUGCUUCUUUCUUUCUUUUUGUUCCAAGAUGUCUGCGUUUUUCUCAUGUAGCUCCAGUUUCUUCUAAUUUCCUCGUACAAAGCUGUCACUUUUUUUAAAGUUGAUUUUUCUCAGGCUCCAAAGCAGUAGUGCACAAUGUUAAUGGUGUUGUUCUCAUGUUAUGAAAUAUCUUGAUGUCCAACCUGUUACGUUAGUUAGAGCAGUUGUUGUGUUUGUUGCAGCAAUAAUCACCCUGUUGUUUUCUUUAAAUAUUGGGAGAGAACCAUACAGAACGCUUUGCAACACCCUCUUAAGCCUUAUGGAUGUGCCUUCCAGUUGAAUCAGAAUAAAUAUUUGUAAUCGCUAUCCAGAUUGACAAUAUUACCUAUUAUACUGGUGGAUAAUGGUUAGUUGUUGGUUUUUCUUUUUGUUUGUUUUAUAAUGUGAUUCCUUCUUAUUUGGAGCAUUGUAUUUAUGAGUGGAUUGCAACAAUUUAACAAAGGAGUCCACUUGAUUGAACGUUUUCUCAGUUAAUGCUCUCUCUAUUUUACCUUAAUCAGCAUGUUGAUGUUGCAACAGUUUUGUUUUUGUUUGAUUUCUUCACUUUUGAGUCUUCCUUUAUAAAGAUGUCUAUUUACAGUAGCCUCAACUACUCAACACAAGACACAAUUUAUCUUUUGGGCACAGUGCCUAGAAAAAAGUGCACAUGGUCUUAAAUUUAAGAUCUCACUGUCACAAAAGAUGUGAAUCUAGUUUUUCGUGAACCUUGUCAGGUGGAAAGACUAUCUCUCCCAUGUAGCUGCUGAUCGACUAAAUUGUUUCUUUCAACAACAUUCUGUGUUUCUGUGUCCACAUGUAGAGUUCUUCCCAUGUAAAGAAACUCCUCUAUCCAACAAGCUAGUUAAAACCUUGCCUUAAUGCUAGAACUAACGAUUGUCAUGAAUUCCUUUUCUCUUAUAAGCCAUACUGGCUGAAUGGUUUGUGAGUAAAUGCAGAUAAUGAUCCAGUGCUAAUAUGUUAGAAGUUUCAGCACACUUGUCUUCUGUGCUGUAUAUGCAUCUUCAUUUUCUUCCUGUAGUCCACCCACCUUAGUCUGUUACAGUGCUUGCUGUAGGUCUGUGUGUUGCUGGUGAAGUGGUUAAUAUAGUAACAUAAAUCCCACAUUUCCAGUGUUGGCACCGCUGUAGACUUGACAUAUGCGCUCAGGCAGACUUGGCUGGCUGCUUAUUUGCUGUGUGGGUGUAUGAAGGACUGCUGGUCUCCCAUUCCCCACAAAGCCUGGAUGGGCUGAGAGAUGAAUGACAUGCAAGCUUCACACUGGAAGAUUUUCUGGCAGAAGAAUGUGUCAAGGCUGAGUGAAGAUAUACCUCUAUGCAUAUGAGCUCGUGUUGCAUGUACUUAGAAUUGAAGUCCACUGCUCCAUCAUGUGAGGAUCUGCUCGCCUCAGUUCAUCAGGAGCACUUUAGGCACAUCCCUCUCCUUUACUCUAAUUAUUACUAUCACUGACUUUUAGCCUUUUUUUUAGGGUACCUUGACUCUAAAAAUACCCAUAUAUAGACCAACUCACAGUCAGAUAGUCAUGUUCUAAAUAAGUCAAGUGUUCCUUGUUCUACCAUGAACUUAGAGAAUAUUGGUCUGAGGUUACUGUUUUAUAUUAUAACUGGUUACUGCUGUUACAAAGCCACAGUACAGUAUAACGGUUACUUAGUGAAGUAGUAAAGUUACAUUGAUUUUAAAGGUGUGUUCAGACUGAAUGCCAUCUGGUGGAUGAAACUAUACCCAGUGCAGUGAAAAUUGCUGCAUCCACACAUGGAGAAAAAUUAUCCUUACCCCAAAAUCUCAACUCAUAGAACAAGAACACAGAAAUUUACAAGAGACUUUGUAAAAGCAGGUAAAGAAAGUCUUUUUUAAAGUGCAGAGCUUACAGCAAAGUCAUCAAAGGUGAUUGAAGCCCAACUACAGCAGUGAAACUUGUCUAGAUAACAUGACGGUAAAACAUUUGUUCAGUCUGAAUGUACCUUAAGGAUGGCUUAAAUUGUACCUGCAUAAAUGAGUGAUUGCAUUUGAAUUGCGGAUGACAUGACCAGCCAUUGUGUAAGCAGGAUGAUGUGUUGCUAACAGUGCAGUUUGUCAUAAAAUGUCUGCACAGGUCAUUGCAGGUGGUCUACUGUUUUCCAUUUUCAACAACUUGGUUUUAAACUACAGUGCAAUUCAGAAUAAAAGAAGGUCUCUUUGGACUGCUAGGGAUUAUGGUUGGUGAUAUUAAAACUGCCACAAACCUAAUGGAAUAAAACAGGGUAUUUUUUGUAAUGUA
Molecule: messenger RNA, 6443 nt
Organism: Amphiprion ocellaris (clown anemonefish)
Lineage: Eukaryota; Metazoa; Chordata; Actinopteri; Pomacentridae
Gene: slc12a2
Product: solute carrier family 12 member 2
Exons: 27
Coding region: 426-3884 (1152 amino acids)
Biological process (GO): chloride transmembrane transport; chloride ion homeostasis; potassium ion import across plasma membrane
Cellular component (GO): membrane
Molecular function (GO): sodium:potassium:chloride symporter activity; ammonium channel activity
Source: RefSeq, a predicted model, not a curated record